UUGACGCCCAGAAAAUGUUGUUAAAGCGUCCACUUGGGGGGUAAAAUGUGUUUAUAAAGUAGAACAUCGUUUUUUUGAGGGAAAGCUUAGUUUAUGUGCAAGCUAACGGUAGAUGGCACACUUGCGCUAUAUUGCUGCUACACUUGUUCUCCCUGUUGUCCAUGGAUGGGGUUAGCCUAGCUUAGCUGAUUUAAACUCUCCUGAGUGUGUCAGUGUGUCGGUUUGUAUAAUGAAGUAGGAUACGGAUUGAACGGCAGCGUCUAAAACAACAGAAAAACUCUUAGCGUACUCUGCGAAACCGUGCGCGAACAACUGGCGGAUAACCAAAAAACAAAAAAGUGAUUCCUCUGGAAAUAAAAACAGCUCCAGAAGAUGAAGUAUGUGUAACGUAAACCUGGGAGAUAGCUGCGAGCAACCCCCGACCAAACGACUGUGUCCACCGGUUUAUCCAGAAGUUGAAUUCCAGUGCCAUGGAUGCUGAGCAAUAUAAAAAUGAUCCACACUAUACAGAAGCAGAGAGCCUUUGGCAUGUGAUGCAGAAACCAGGAGAUCUGGAACAGAGGACCAGAGAUGGGGAGGGCUGGAAGCUGGUGGAUGUAUUUCUUUCAGGAGGUGCACCGUGGGGAUUUACACUCAGAGGGGGUCUGGAGCAUCGAGAACCUCUGCUCAUAACCAAGGUUGAGGAGGGCAGCAAGGCAGCAGCUGUGAGUCUCCAGGUGGGAGACGAGCUUGUCAACAUCAACGAGAUUCCCCUGAGUGGCUACAGACAGGAGGCAAUCUGCCUAGUGAAAGGCUCCCAUAAGACUCUCAGCCUGGUGGUGAAAAGGCGGAAUGAACCCAUAAGCAGGCCUCACUCCUGGCACUCUACCAAGUUCAACGAAAGCCAAUCAGAGACUGCCAAAACACAGUCUCCACCCACGCCAGUCUGGCACACCAGAUAUGAUGCAAGCUCAUCCUCAACUGAUCUCUCCUCUGGCUGGGAGCAAACAAACCUGCGCAGAGUGUCCGACCAGUUCAGCUCUCUUGGCAGCAUGGACAGUCUAGAACAUGUAUCGCACCCAUACCCUGCCGGUCAGCUGUCACCUGCCAAGUCCAACAACAGUAUGGAGCACCUUGGAGGAGGCAAACGAGACUCUGCCUACAGCUCCUUCUCCACCAGCUCUGGCACACCAGACUACACCCUCUCAAAGAGCAAUGCUGCAUCAACAGAGAACAUGCUCUAUAAAGUCAAUCAGUGGGAUGCAGGAGGAAAGCACAACAAUGGCAGAAACAGCCAGAGUCUGAUCGAGGGAGUCAAACAGGAUGAUAGGCUCACCUACUUUCAGAUGCCAGGAGGCUGCGAUGGUCCACAGACUGAUGACCAGGCUGGCUCUCGCCACUCCACUUCAAGUAGAACCAGCUGUGGACCUGUUUGGCAUGUUCCUGAAAAAAAGAAGACCGCCUCCCCCUCUCCUCCCCCACCGCUCCCACCUGCACGCAGUGACAGUUUUGCUGCAACCAAGGUACAUGAAAGAGGGCUCAUUAUAGCUCACCCUGAAGGACCUAAUUCACAUGUCCCCUCUAAGGUUUCCACUGAAAAUUGCCGCAGCCACAACCUAUCCCCAAAAAAUGACAGCGACAGUUUUUACUCUUCAUCUGAUAAGUCCAACCACAACCAGUUCAACUCAAACAAGCAGUACUCCCUGUCCAGCUGUGACGUUCGGCAAGGCCAGUCCUCCCAUGUUAGCCAGUCCUACCAUCAGAGACACCAUAGUGACAAAAGCACUUUUUAUCCACAACCCUGGGCUACAUCCGUACCAAAGCCACAGAACGUAGGUGGUUACGUUUGUAGUAUGCAGGAGCUGUCUACUAACGGUUCUCCACAACUCUUUGGUCAGAACCAGAGAAGGAACUUAAGCACCUCCCUGGCUACCACUGCCACUGAUCAAAACACUGAUAGCAGUGGACAUAGCCGAUACUACUGUGUCACUACAUGCCAGCCCACUCAGCCGAACCCCCAAACCUUGUCAGGAAAACCAGAGGACAGGAAAAGUGCCACAGGCAUAGAUCUGGCACAGACUGGAAAUGAGCGGAACUCACAGUCAGUCACCAAAGCCAAGUAUAAUCUGCCCCAACAACAGCAGCAACAACACUCCUCGCACAGUAGAGACAGUAACGGAUACAGCAAGCACCAAGUUACUACUGUACUAGAAACAUCUGUACCUAAAGUCAGUUCUGAUGAUAGGGGAAGCCAGAGAGGACACAACUCACAAAAUGCAGAAGCUCAGUACAUGAAUUAUUCCCCUAGCAGACAGUCUGAACAACGGAGGUCUCUGCCACUGCAACACAGAGAAGUACCCCAAGACAUCAGACAUCACAGCCAAGUCAGCAACAAGAUCUGCCCACAGGCAACCCCCAUGCUCCACUCUCUGUCCAUGGAUGCUGCAGGCCAAGAUGAGAAAUCAAGAGGCACUGAUGAGUCCCUUGAAAGCAAGCAGGUGAGACGCAGCGAGCGUUUUGCCACAACAUUAAGAAGUGAAAUCCAAAUGAGAAGAGCCAAGCUGCAAAAAAGUAAAAGUGCAGCUACCCUCCCUGGUACUGAGGGUGAGACUGAAGAGGAUCGGGAUGUCUGGAAGUCGACUGAAAGCAACACCCCGACAUCUGCAGAUAGCCCCUUCACCAACUCCUACAAGGAUAAUCUGAAGGAAGCACAAGCGAGGGUGCUCAAGGCUACUUCUUUCAGGAGGAAAGACCUGGAGCCUAUUUUACUGGAGCACCCUGCGGCUGAGGCCUUACCUACCUACCCAUCUUCAGCUCUGGCCCGGAAAGAUAUUACCCCUCUACCAACUGUGUCAGAGUCUGUAAUGAGUAAAUCUGGGCCUGUAGGCAGUCAGGUAACUCGCAUUGGUGGCCGAAAGCGUUUUCCAGCAGAAAAGAAGGUAAGGUCCUUCUCUGAACCAGACAAAAUCCACGAAGUUGGGGUAAAAGAAGAGCUCCCUCGCAAUGAAAAUACAAGCUCCUCACUUGAGCAACAAAAGCUCUUUAAAGAAAACGGGAAACCAAUGUUCCCCAGUCACAUGCCCCCUCAUAGCUAUACCGAGAACCCAGCUGAGGCCAAGGGCCGAGGUCUUGCCUCCACCAGUGAAACAGAGCACACACUGAAAGGGAUCAGGAGCAGAGAGUAUACUGAGGAGCUCCAGGGAGUCCCAUACUCUGCACAGAAACAGUACAUCCUGGACCAGCAAAGACUUGGCACCUUUGCUGAGUAUGAGGCGAGGUGGAAUAUACAGAAGAAACCUCCAGAGACAAAAGCGUCUGGACGGUACCGGUCAGCUGAUAACAUCCUGGAUCCAGGGCCAGAGGAGAGAACUAAAACUGCCUGUUUCCAUGAAAGAUCCCAAUCCUCUCCUUCAGCUGACAUCUAUGGGCAGAAGAUUCCAGUUCCCACAGUAACGUCUGAGACAGAAUAUUCCCAGGCGGAGAGUAAACUGUCUGAACCGCCACACAACACAGCCACAGGGUUCUCUGACAGAGGGCCCGGUGACUGUAAAGUGAGAGAAAAGCCUGUGGAGUUUGAGCGUUACUCAGCGCCACCCCCUCCGCCCAUGACAGGAACCAACCCUGACUGCAGACAUAGACCUGCUCCAGCCACUGUGAACCACAGACCCACAUCUAUCUCUCAUAGUCUACCAGAGUCUGCCCUCCCUCAGCCUGAAGACCACAGCCACACUGAGCCACCAUCUGGACCAAGGAGGAAACCCUCUGUGCUGGAGAAGCCUCCCCCACCCAGAUGCCCAGACUCCCACGAGUCCUUCGCCAGUUCCCAGAGUGAAAUCUUCACCCACCGCUCUCCCAACAGUGAUUCUAACACCGCCUUUGUCCCCACCCACUCUCCAAAGGGAGAUUCUGAGCACGGCAAAGGACUUGUGGACAAAGGACAAGGGGCAGUGCAUCAGCUAUCAACAUCCAAUCCUCAGCCUGCCUCUUCUCCCCCAGCUUCCUCCUACAGACCUUCAGGGCUGGCCACUAUGGAGGGGCAGCGCUCUCCAUCGCCACAGUUUUCCCCACAGAGACUCAGCGACAAGCCUCCUGUCUCUCUUCAGGAUGAAGACUCAAACAGGAUGGAACAUGUGAUAGAAAACCAAAAUACCGCAGUGAAGAAAGUACCCAUCAGGAUUGUGCACUCAGAGGGAGUCGCAGAGAAGGAGAAUUGUCUGUUUUUACGGCACACUGACUCCCCUGUUGCUGAGGCUGAGAGUCCUGAUGUAACCAGGCUCGGCAGCCUGGGCAGCAGCGCUUUUACUCGGCAGAGAGAGCCGGACAGCAUGCCGGCUGUGCAGACAGACCCGAAGCCCUCAAGAGACCCAUACAUGACCACUGUUAAAGAUCACGUCACCUCCAACAGUCAGCAGCCACCACAGCCCACAGAGGAGCCCGGCGUAACCAUAGGACUCUCUGAGGACCAGAAGAGAGAGGAGCUGGCCAGAGACAUCAUGGGGAAGGAUAAGUCACUAGCUGACAUUCUGGACCAGAGCAAGAUGAAGACCACCAUGGACUUGAUGGAGGGCAUCUUCCCUCAGGGGGAGCAGCUGCUAGAAGGAGCUCACCAGCGCAGGAAGGUGCCAGCGAAACAGACCGUCACCCGGCCUGCCGAGGAAAGGGAAAAGGAGGACAGCAUGGCGGCCGCUGUCACCAUGGUGACCAGCUCUACAUAUUACAGCACUUCUGCUCCCAAAGCUGAGCUCCUCAUCAAGAUGAAGGACAUGCAAGAGCAGGAGGAGGAGAAGGACUCUGAAGACGAACUGGACAUUGAUUUGGCCAACAAGAAGCAAGAGCUGAUUGACAGCCUUAGCAAGAAGCUCCAGGUGUUGCGGGAAGCCAGGGAGAGUCUUCAGGAGGACGUCCUGGACAACAACGCUCUGGGAGACGAGGUGGAGGCCAGAGUCCAGCAGGUCUGCAAACCCAACGAGCUGGAUAAGUUCAGGAUGUUUGUCGGGGACCUGGACAAGGUGGUAAGCCUGCUGCUGUCCCUGUCAGGCCGUCUGGCCAGAGUGGAGAACGCCCUCAACAGUCUGGAGGAGGAUGCUACUCCUGAGGAGAGGCGCACAUUGAUUGAGAAGAGAAAGUUGUUGAUCCGACAGCAUGAGGAUGCAAAGGAGCUGAAGGAGAACCUGGACCGCCGGGAGCGUGUGGUUUUUGAUAUUCUUGCCAACUACCUGCAGGAGGACAGCCUUACAGACUACGAGCACUUUGUCAAGAUGAAGUCUGCGCUCAUCAUUGAGCAGCGCAAGCUCGAGGACAAAAUCAAACUGGGCGAGGAGCAGCUCAAGUGUCUGAUGGACAGUCUGCCGAUAGAACAAAGGUUGUCCUUUUGAAGAAGCUGCAUGCUGUUUGUGUUUGAAACAGCCCAAACUCUUGAAUGAUUAAGGCUAGUUAUUGUGCUAGUUGCAGUUGAGCCCUGUGUCCAGCAGAGGGAGACAGAGAUGAGAAUCUAGAGACAAAUGGCCUGUUUGGAUCCAUGAAGACUGUUGAACUUUUUGUCAUUUUUCACUUCAGUGUCACACAGAGCCGAGCACGUCCUACUACUUCACAUCUUCUACACCGGACUGACAGUAUCCAGAAGUAACUCCUCUGUGAAAGAUGCUGCUUUUCCUGGCAUCAAACAACCACUGUAUCUAAUGUCUUUAAUGCCAUUUUUUGCUUUGUUUUUAUUUUAAUGUUUGUUUUUUUUUUUUUUUAGUAAUUUAUUGUAGCCGUUUGAAUCCGUGCAGGAGGGGACAGUAUUUUAUCUUCAACUGAUUUGAGCUGCCAUGCUACCUGAUGUGUGUUAAAACGCUGAGCAACUAGGAGUAUUUAUCAUGUUUUUAUGUUUAAACAAUUUCACACUCUGAAACCCUGUUCACGUUUCACAUCAUUUGAAAAUCUGGCCAAAUAUUUCAGCAAAUACGAGGCUGUUUUGGUUAACAUUAAUGUAUGAACUAGUGGCCUUUUACAAAGACUUUUGUGUCCUUGCUUUUAUCACUGAAGAAGCUUUUUUUCUUCUGCAUUAAACUUAACUGUGAUAAAUGUGAGGUGAAGUUGGAAGGUUGUAGAGAAGAGUGUGCAGAUUCUGGUCAUUUUUAAGAGCACUUGUUCAACUUCUCUACACAGAAGAAGCACUUCACAUUCAGACUUUUGGCUCAAGUGAAAUCCACAUUUGAAGUGCCUGGGAGUCACCCAUGUCACUGCAAACACUGUCCGCUCUUUAAUCCACUUUUGCCAGUUCUGUUCUGUUUUAUUCACUCACAGCCAGAACAUCUUAUUUAGAUUAUGACGUGGCCACAUAUAAGUUGACCAAGUGUUGUUGUGUUUUGUAUAGGGGUCUCAUUACUUUACUGUGUAUUGUUACUCACGGUGAAGAUGUCGAAUGCAUAGUUACCACAGUCGUUACUUGACUUCUAGUUUAAUUUCAACACUAAAAAAUUGUUCAGGUUGAUCAUUUUGCAAACAAAAAUGGAAGAAAAAUCAUUCCAAAGCAUUUUGACCAGCUUGAACGUCAGUCUUAUCAAAUGUUUAAAUUCCAGACUUUAGGGAUUAAAUCUGUCUCCCAAAUGUAAAGCCUGUUUGUUCUGCACAUUUGAGUAUGUUACAGUUUUACACGCUUCAUGCACUGCUACAGCCUGACUCUUAACACUUUAUCAGCUGUGCUACUUUAUAUCAAAUAAAGAGUCUGCUGAAAACAG
Molecule: messenger RNA, 6701 nt
Organism: Thunnus maccoyii (southern bluefin tuna)
Lineage: Eukaryota; Metazoa; Chordata; Actinopteri; Scombriformes; Scombridae
Gene: shroom2a
Product: shroom family member 2a
Exons: 11
Coding region: 471-5354 (1627 amino acids)
Biological process (GO): actin filament organization
Cellular component (GO): cortical actin cytoskeleton; apical junction complex; adherens junction
Molecular function (GO): actin filament binding
Source: RefSeq, a predicted model, not a curated record